This is a messenger RNA of Pleurotus ostreatus (oyster mushroom), 1626 nucleotides long. RefSeq lists its product as uncharacterized. Gene Ontology annotation, biological process: carbohydrate transport; transmembrane transport. The transcript has 18 exons. Lineage: Eukaryota; Fungi; Basidiomycota; Agaricomycetes; Agaricales; Pleurotaceae. Gene Ontology annotation, cellular component: membrane. The record is from RefSeq and is a predicted model, not a curated record. Gene Ontology annotation, molecular function: carbohydrate:proton symporter activity. Bases 1 to 1626 code for a protein of 541 amino acids.
AUGGCUGCGAACGACUCCAAACAGUCUAUUGGCAAAGAAGAAAUCUUGACCGAUGACAUACAGCACACUGACGAAAUUAGGACAAGCCCUAUUCCUAAGAGGACACCUCUGGAACGGCAACAAGCGUUGAAGGCAGCUCUCGAAGUUGAUCCUGGGGUCAAAAGAUGGAGCCUAAGGGCCAUGCAGAUGUAUCUAGUCACCCUUGUAGCUUGUUGCUGCUCUGGGGAUAGUGGAUUUGACGGAACCGUCAUGGGCGGUAUCAAUAGUAUGACACAGUAUCAGAAGUAUUUUGGGUUGACGGGUGUAGGCAAAAGCACCAGCAUCGUGUUCGGGAUCUUCACCAUAAGUCUCCCUUUUACUACUCCCGUGCUGUUAUCUGACGGCAAUCCAGCUUACUUCCCCGAUAAAUUUGGGCGCCGCUUCUCUAUGUUCUUCGGAAACGGGGUAUUAAUUGUUGGUGCCAUCUUAACGGCGAAUGCCACGAAUGAAGGCAUGUUUCUUGGAGGGAGAUAUCUCACAGGUCUGGGAUCGACAUGCGCGGGCGCAUCCGCAAAGUCUUUUCUUGCUGAACUCGCCCCCCCUCAUUCGCGGGGGGCUUAUCUCGGCUUUCUAAACUCAUUCUUCUACGUCGGCCAGAUUUCAGCUACAGGCAUGAUGGUGGCAACAGGGAGAUUCGAUAGUGAUUGGUCUUGGCGCCUCCCCUUGUACAUCCAGGUUGUCCCCGCGGCACUCAACGUCAUCUUCGUUUUCUUCUGCCCGGAGUCACCAAGAUGGUUAUACAGUGUUGGGAAAGAGGCGCAAGCGCGGAGAAUCCUUGCGAGAUUCCACUCCAGCACCGGUGAUCCCAAUUCUCCUCUUGUUUCGCUCGAAAUGGAGGAGAUAGAAGAGAAACUCGUCGUCGGUGGUAGUGACAAACACUGGUGGGAUUUCCGGCCCCUCUUUAGGACGCGAGCGGAUAGAUACCGAGCGUACAUGGUUAUUUUGAUUGGAUCCUUCGGUCAGCUCUCAGGGAACGGCCUUAUUACCUACUUCUUGCCGAUACUGUUGAAGAAUGCCGGCAUCACUUCGCAAGACCGUCGUUUGACGUUGAAUUUUGUAAAUAGCAUUACUUCUUACAUCGGCGGUAAGCUUCUGUGUUCUUUGUCGGGAUCCUUUAUUAUUGACCGGAUUGGCCGUCGCAAAAUACUACUUCUAUCAACGAGCGCAAUUGUCGUCAUCCUAGUUGUAGUCACUGGUCUGCUCAGCUCGUCCGGAAAUGCUGCCCAAUCCAACGCCGGGAUUACCUUCGUCUUCUUGUUCAUGAUAUCUUCUCAUUUGGAUGGACCCCGAUCCCUGUACCCAGCGGAAGUGCUCAGUUACGAGGCUAGGGCGAAGGGUCUGGCGUUCCUUGGGAUAGUCUCGCAGUGUGCCCUCUUGAUCAAUACCUUCGGCCUCCCUGUUGCUCUGGAGAGGAUAACGUGGAAAGGCAUGUCGCCUCUCUAUGUGAUAUUCGCUAUUUGGGACCUCUUUGAAGUGAUAGUCAUCUAUUUCUUUGUCGUGGAGACGAAGGGUUUGACGCUGGAGGAAAUCAAUGAAGUGUUCGAGCAGCCGAACCCACGACAAUAUAGCACAGGGGUGAAGCGAUGA